GACUUCCCACAGUGAGUGGCGGGAAAGGAACUGCUCGGCAUUGCAGAGGAAAGGAAUCGCUCAGCAUGAUCCAGCUAUUCCAGGUCAUUUACUAUUAGUAUUACUUGUACUAGUGGUAGACGUAGUCUUAGACUUUGCAUAUCACUUAUCAGUAGGUUGUGAGUCAGCCGUCAUUCAUCGGAAGAAUCGUAAGCGCUACAAGUCUGUGUCUGUGAGUUGUUCUCCUUUGAGAUGGAGGCGCAACCCAAAAUUGUGGCCAAGAGUGCGGCAGAGCUCAAAGACGGUGAUCAUGUGUUUGUGCGCCGUUUCAAGUGGCAAACGAAGACUGCCAAUGCAGACGGGACUGUCCGGUACCGAUAUUCUCAUCAUGGAAUUUAUGAUGCAGUGAACAAGAAAGUCAUUCAGUUCGGACGACCAUCGAAGGAAAGGCCUCAAAAGAGAGACGUGACGCCACUCUUUCUACCUGGAGGUGUUAGACGCAGGGCGAGGGAGGUGGUCAUGAAGGGCUUGGGAGGAUUUUCUUCGCUGUUCUCAUCCCAAAUCAUUCACCAUGAUCUGGGCACGUUCAUGCAGUAUCGAGAUAAGAAAGUGCUGGUAUACUCCUACUUAGGGGAAACCCCUAAUCAGGAACAUCCAGCAGAGGACCCCUAUGGCAUUGAUGGCAUAUCACCAGACUACGAACGGAACAAGUCAGUUGAGCUGCGGGGACAGGAUGCUCCACGUUCACAUGCUGCCGACAUCGCACGCUGGUUACUCAAAAACCAACCGCACUUGUUCAGCAGUUACCACAUCUUCAAGAGCAACUGUGAGCAUUUCGCCACUCUGUGUAAGACUUGCCGCAUAGAUACUAUGGAAGAGCUGGUAGAGAUAUGCAAGACAGAGUCCGUGAACGGAAUAAUGAAAAUGAACGACUGGACAAAGUACAGUCUAUGCCGCAGCUUGCAAUCAGAGCGGUACAUGCGUGGCGCAAGAGGACUGCGUAGCGUUACAGGCAAUGACAAAUGGAUCACGGAUGCAGGUGAUGAGGCUGCGAAGGCUGCAACCAGUGAUGAGCAGGCAGUUGCUGAAUUCACAGCAUGCAGAGACGAUGAGGAGGCGGCUUUGAUACGCCGCUGUGAAGCUGAGGAUUGUGAAAUCGAAGAGUGUGGACUGGAAGAUGAAUACGAUUCUUGAAAUGAAUCCCUCUCAUCCUUUUGUCCCCCCCCCCCCCCCCCUCCCACUUCCGAACACCUUUUUGCUAAGCCACUGGCUGUAGUGUGGGCAUGCAAUGAACAGCCUGUGAUAUAUAUUUGUCGGACAAGCACUUUCUGCAAACCUGUAGGCUGCAGGCAACCAGCCAUCUGUGACUACCGUUUACACAGCCACUCUUCUUAUCCAGAUACUCCCAUUUUGCCUCUCCAUUUUUCUUUCUUUUAAUCUCUUUUAAUCUCUUUACCUACAUUCUAUCCCGUUCUUAAGUGAAUUGUUAAAACGGUUUCUUUUUUUCCUAAUUUGGUACGCAGGAUUGACAGCAAAACCGAGACCUGAAGGUCGUUGGAGUCAUUCCUGUCUCGUCAACACGCUGCAGUCUAUGCAUGGUUUCAUGUUCUGGAGUCAUUCCUGUCUCGUCAACACGCUGCAGUGUAUGCAUGGUUUCAUGUUCUAGAGUAAUUCCUGUCUCGUCAACACGCUGCAGUGUAUGCAUGGUUUCAUGUUCUGGAGUCAUUCCUGUCUCGUCAACACGCUGCAGUGUAUGCAUGGUUUCAUGUUCUGGAGUUAUUCCUGUCUCGUCAA
This is a messenger RNA of Sycon ciliatum, 1773 nucleotides long. RefSeq lists its product as uncharacterized. NCBI's taxonomy places the organism in Eukaryota, Metazoa, Porifera, Calcarea, Leucosolenida, Sycettidae. The record is from RefSeq and is a predicted model, not a curated record. The transcript has 3 exons. The coding region runs from base 232 to 1173 and encodes 313 amino acids.